GGGAAAUGUAGUUUUACAUACGUCACGACGCACGCUUCCUUCCGUGACGCGUUCCCAGAAUGCCACGGAAAUGCUCUAGCCAACAUGGCGGCGGAAUAGAAACGUUGUAGAGUGAGUUUAUGGAGAUCUGCUCACGUUCCAUGUUGAGGCUCUAACAAAGAGACAUUACCUGUAUAAAAGUGAUUAGGUGAAAAUGGCAGGAGAACUGACAGAUAAAAGAGACCGUGAUGGGUCUCCAUCCAAGGAGCGUAAGCGCUCCCGUUCCAGAUCAGCUGAGAGGGACCGCGAUAGGAAAUCAUCACCCUCCAAAGACAGGAAAAGACAUCGCUCUCGGGAAAGGAGAAGAUCUCGAAGUCGUUCUCGUUCACGCUCCAAAUCAAAUGAAAGGGACCGAAGACAGAAAGAUCGAAAGAAGGAUCGGGAAAGAGAGAAAGAUACCCACAGACGAGACAAAGAAAGAAAGCGUUCUAGAAGUGUGUCCCCCAACAGAGGAAAAGAAACCAAAGUAAAGAAGGAAGUAAAAAAAGAAGUGGAGGAAGAAGAGCAGACAGACAAAAAGUCAAAGGUGAAUCCUUUGUCACUAGAGGAACUGCUAGCGAAGAAGAAAAAAGAGGAGGAGGCAGAGUCCAAGCCAAAAUUCCUUUCCAAAGCAGAGAGGGAGGCCGAGGCCUUAAAGCGCAGACAGAUGCAGGUGGAAGAGCGACAAAGCUUACUCGAAGAGGAGCGGAAGAAAAGGAAGCAUUUCCAGGAAACUGGGAGGAGGAUGCUUGAGGAUCCACAGGAGAGAGAACGACGAGAACGCAGAGAAAGGAUAGAGAGAGAGAACAAUGGUAAUGAGGAUGAUGAAGGUAGAAUAAAAGUUCGCGAGGAAAAAGAUAAAACCAAGGAACUGCAAGCGAUCAAGGAGCGAUAUUUGGGCGGUCUAAAAAAGCGAAGGCGCACUCGCCAUCUAAAUGACAGAAAAUUUGUGUUUGAAUGGGAUGCCUCAGAAGAUACUUCUAUUGAUUAUAAUCCACUGUACAAAGAACGACACCAGGUCCAGCUUCUUGGACGUGGCUUCAUUGCUGGCAUAGAUCUUAAGCAACAAAAGCGUGAACAGUCCCGGUUCUAUGGAGACCUCAUGGAAAAAAGACGGACACUGGAGGAAAAAGAACAGGAAGAAGUAAGGCUCCGCAAGCUAAGAAAAAAAGAAGCCAAGCAGCGCUGGGAUGAUAGGCACUGGUCUCAGAAGAAGUUGGAUGAAAUGACGGACAGGGACUGGCGUAUAUUCAGAGAAGAUUACAGCAUCACCACAAAAGGUGGCAAGAUCCCCAAUCCAAUCCGUUCUUGGGUUGACUCCUCUCUUCCUCCACAUAUACUGGAAGUUAUCGACAAAUGUGGAUAUAAGGAGCCAACUCCUAUCCAGCGUCAAGCCAUCCCCAUUGGUUUGCAGAACCGGGAUAUUAUCGGUGUUGCUGAAACUGGCAGUGGUAAAACUGCUGCCUUCCUGAUUCCUUUGUUGGUCUGGAUCACAACUCUCCCCAAAAUAGACAGGAUUGAAGAAUCUGACCAAGGACCUUAUGCAAUUAUUCUGGCUCCAACAAGAGAGUUGGCUCAACAGAUUGAGGAGGAAACUAUCAAGUUUGGAAAACCACUUGGUAUCAGGACAGUUGCUGUUAUUGGUGGUAUCUCUCGAGAGGACCAGGGAUUCCGCCUGAGAAUGGGUUGUGAGAUUGUGAUUGCCACUCCUGGGCGUCUGAUAGAUGUACUAGAAAAUCGCUACUUGGUUCUAAGUCGCUGUACUUAUGUGGUACUUGAUGAGGCUGACCGUAUGAUUGACAUGGGUUUCGAGCCCGAUGUCCAAAAGAUUCUAGAACACAUGCCAGUGACCAACCAGAAGCCCGAUACUGAUGAGGCCGAGGAUCCAGAGAAAAUGACUGCCAACUUUGAAUCUGGAAAACACAAAUACCGACAGACUGUCAUGUUUACAGCCACAAUGCCUCCGGCUGUAGAGCGUUUGGCAAGAAGCUAUCUGCGUAGGCCAGCAGUAGUGUAUAUUGGCUCUGCUGGCAAACCUCAUGAGAGAGUAGAGCAGAAGGUGUUCCUCAUGUCAGAAGCAGAGAAGAGGAAGAAAUUGCUUGCCAUCCUGGAGAAAGGAUUUGAUCCACCAAUCAUUAUUUUUGUCAACCAGAAGAAGGGAUGCGAUGUACUGGCAAAGUCUCUGGAGAAAAUGGGGUACAAUGCUUGUACUUUGCAUGGUGGCAAAGGCCAAGAACAGAGAGAGUUUGCGUUGUCUAACCUUAAGGCUGGAGCCAAGGAUAUACUGGUUGCAACUGACGUUGCUGGGCGUGGUAUUGAUAUUCAGGAUGUGUCUAUGGUUGUGAAUUAUGACAUGGCCAAGAAUAUUGAAGAUUAUAUCCAUCGUAUAGGAAGAACCGGAAGAGCUGGUAAGAGUGGUGUUGCCAUCACUUUCUUGACCAAAGAAGACUCCUCUGUGUUCUAUGACCUCAAGCAGGCCAUUCUUGAAAGUCCAGUGUCAUCCUGUCCACCUGAACUGGCCAACCACCCUGAUGCCCAGCAUAAGCCCGGCACAAUUCUCACUAAGAAGAGGAGAGAGGAGACUAUCUUUGCUUAAUUGUGCCCUGCCGGUCUUUCUAAAUAAAGUCAGAGCAAUUAAGAAAAUACUGUGGUUCCUAAUAUUGCUUCUCGGUGGCAGAAGGAUAUAAUGUGAUUUAGAAAAUAACAGCUCACUCGUUUGGAUGACCUGACAUUCAUUGGCUUUAGAGACCUCCAACAUACAAACAUUUUUUCUGGAUAAAGGGAUCCAACUACAUUCAGAAUGUGACUUGUGUUUUGAAACUUCAAACUUCAGAUCUACAAUGCAGAUUAUUUGGUGUUUUAAUAGCCACCAAGCAAAUUGUCCUUGACAACAAAUCUAUCCAUUGAUUUCUUUGUGCACACUGUAAGAUGGCUUUAGGGGCCUUUCUUUUGCUUCUGUCGGUAUGGUCCUCAUUAUCCAUAUGUAUAAGGGACACCACACAGCACUACAACAGUGCUGUGCCUCAGUUUUAUAAAGAAAAAUCUUGCUUUACUGAGUUUAAACUUGUUUUUCAUAGAGUUGCAUUUCUGUGAACUGUAAUUUUUUUCAUUUGUUCUGUGCAGUAGUUUGCCAGGAUUAGAUGAACACUUUAACAUGCAAGUCUUGACAUGCUUUAAUAAAUUCAGGCCUAGAGAAAUAG
Xenopus tropicalis (tropical clawed frog) is the source of this 3218-nucleotide messenger RNA. It is a transcript of the gene ddx23, whose product is annotated as DEAD-box helicase 23. Gene Ontology annotation, molecular function: nucleic acid binding; hydrolase activity; ATP binding. Gene Ontology annotation, biological process: mRNA splicing, via spliceosome. NCBI's taxonomy places the organism in Eukaryota, Metazoa, Chordata, Amphibia, Anura, Pipidae. The record is from RefSeq and is marked validated. Gene Ontology annotation, cellular component: nucleus; cytoplasm.